GACCAGGGAACAUUAAUUGCAAGUAAUCAAUCUUGAUAUAUUUAAUACAUGUUCAAUUACCAUAAAUGUGAUCCUGUCAGUUUAACACUCUUAGGAAUUCUCGUUUUGCAAAAGGUAAUCGAUGGGUGAAAUUAACCAUGCGUGUGAGCAUUUUUGUUUUUAAUAGCUUGUGAAAUGACCUCUUGUAACGUUUGCAUUCACUCUUGUUUUGUCAGAUGCUGAGCUAUUUCCACAAGCAAAAUAAAUGUCGCCAGGGAGUUGAGGAGGUACUUUACAGACUAUAUCAACCUAUUCUUUGGAGAGCACUGAAGGCCAGAAACUCAGAAGUCCGUUCAAAUGCAGCGUUUCUAUUUGUUGAUGCUUUUCCUAUUCUGGAUCCACAUAUUAGCAAAGAAGACAGUGAAAAUGAAAUUCAAAGACAAUUUGAUGAGCUCUUUGCUCUCCUAGAAGAUCCUCAGCCUCUGGUCCGUUCUACAGGGGUGCUCGGUGUCAGUAAAAUAGCACUCAAAUAUUGGGAGUUGAUUCCUGCCACGGUGCUUGCUGACCUCUUAAAAAAACUAGUUGAGGAUCUCGCUUUCGAUACAACUUCUGCCGAUGUUCGCUGCUCUGUUUUUAAAUGCUUGCCUAUAAUUUUGGACACCGUCCUAAGCCACCCAUUAUUGGAACAGCUCCUGCCAGCCCUGAAAUACAAUCUCCAUGACAAUUCUGAGAAAGUUAGAGUGGCUUUUGUUGAUAUGUUGCUGAAAAUUAAGUCUGUCAGGGCUGCGAAGUUUUGGAAGAUCUGUCCUAUAGAGCAUCUCUUGACUCGCCUUGAGAUUGAUUCGCGGCCUGUCUCACGGCGCCUGGUAAACCUUCUGUUCAGUUCCUUUUUGCCUGUUGAUCAGCCUGAAGAGGUGUGGUGUGAACGUUGUGUCACGCUAAUCCAAAUGAAUCCUGCAGCAGCAAGGAAGUUCUAUCAGUAUGCUUAUGAGUACACUAGCCCAGCCAACAUAGCUAAAUUGAUGCUCACCAUUCAGAGCUGUGUGAACACCUGCAUCCAGGAAAGACUGAGGGCACAUGACAGCGAGGACGAAGACAGUGAGAAAGAGAACACAAGUAUGCCAAACAAUGUGUUGUCAGUUGAUGACGUACCUGCCAUGGGAGGCUUACUUGAGGUGGUUGUAAUUCUCUGGAGAAGCAUUUGCAAAGCCCUUGAUCGCAAUGAAGGAGCCAAAAAUCACAUAGUCAGAAAAUUUGCUUCUGUGCUUGGAGACUAUUUCAAAAUGUUUAAGGAUGAGCGUUGCAUCUCUCCACUGCUUACCUUGGCGUCUUUCAUGCCACCUGCCGCUAUUCCAGCAUUCAGUUGUGGUGUGAUUUCUAAACUGAGGAAUCUGGCAAAUGGUGCGACGGAUGAGAAAUACUCUACCCUAAUAGACUGCCUAUGUCGUUGGGGAAAAGUGGGGCACAUUCUUGAAUUAAUUCAUGACUGGAUAAUUGCUGAGCCGAGCAGGAGAGAGAGUGACGGGACUUCUAGACGGCGAGUGCGUAUUCAAGAAACGCAUGAAUCGAAACCAGAAUUGGCACUUGAUUAUACAGAGUACUUACUGACUCAUCACAUGAAUCGGGAGAGUCUUCUCUCACUCCCCAAAGAGAAACUGAGUCAACUUUUGAAAGUUCUUGAAGCCACAAAGGUUGUUUUAGACUCUAAUAUUAGAGGAACGCAAACAAGCUUGCCUGGUUUUCAUCAAGCCACUGCUCUGAGAGCCUUCAGUCUGUAUUGUAGAUUAAGUAUUCAUCUUCAGUACAAGUUUGCUUCCGAAGAACAGGAUUACCUUUCAGUUUUGGAGGAAACAGGGACUUGGAUAGAGAAUACAGUCCUACCUGCUUUUUUAACGGAAGAACAAGAAGGCAACUUGGAUCAGUCCAGCGAAACUUCUCAGCUAGUCAUUCAGACUUACCUGACAGUAUGCAAGAACUUAAUAGCCAUUGGUCUUGGAGAUAUGGAGUUUCAAGUACACCUUCUGAAUAUGGCACUUGUGGUCACAUGCAAAGAUAGAGGCUACGUCUUCAUUCCAAUAUUACUUUGCAUUCUGAAAGAGAUGGUCGAAGCUUCUUUAGCUCACCCUCUAGAGAGCAGCGGGCAUAUGGCUGAGCUGCUUGACAACGUGCAGAACAUGUUCCAGAGAAUUCUAGAAUGUUUGGCAAUCAGGCUCAGAAAUCGGCGGGAAGAAGGAAUUCAGUUAAUUCGCUCUGUUCAGGAACCUCUUGGCGAAUUCAUACACCUGGUCCAAGGCUGUGCUGUGACUUGUCCAGUCAUUCACCACGGAGUCCUUUCGUCCGUGCUAGCUGCCGUUGUGGUUGAGAUAGGUUAUACAUUGCAGCAGAAGGCGUCCAGUCCGGAAGAGCUGACCCCACCUAAGACUUAUUCAGAGCUUCCCCCACUUUCAUAUGCUUUAAUGGGAAUAGUGAUAAAGUCGGCAAACGUCGGCAGGUCUUUUUUAAACGAGUUAACGGAAAACAUUGUGAAUGACGAAAUUGAAGGAAUUCAUAGCAUUACCUCAGCUGUAUAUAUUAUUGCUUUAAUUAAAGGUAAACAUAAGCCUUCUUAUAUCAAAGAUACUGCAUCUACCCUUCAGAGGAAGCUCACAACAUACAGCGAAAUAACCAAGGAAGAUGUUAGCAGCACAAAACGAACCCUGUAUGAAUUUGCUUUGCUUGUUUUGGAAGAAAUACUGCGUCCGUGACCACUAAAGUAUUUAUAAGUCAAGGAAACAGAAAAGAAGAUUCGUUGGUCCCCUCCAGAAGGAUCCGCUCUGUACAGUUUGUUGCUGUGGGGUGGAGGGGCGGCAAUAACGAACUGUUGAUUGAUGUUGUCUUAAAAAAAAAAUUGGCAUCAGCUGGUGCAGAUAAUCUGUAAAGACAAAAAUCAGAAUUAUAUAUAUUCAUAGCAUUCAUGUGGAAAUGUUUUAUAAAUACUGAAAUAUGUUAUGCACUGUAUUUAAAAAUGCUUAAAAUAUAUGUAGAUUGCCUUCUGAAUAUACUUUUUGCAAAAAACAAACAAACCCAAAAACCUUGAUUACUUCCUUGAGUUUGAACAGCCUGAAUCUUCAAAUUAAAUGUUUGGGGGAUUUAUAGUAGCAUUAAACCAGACAGGCUAAUUCAAACAUGCAGCCUAAUGCAGAGUUAAUGAAACAAUAAGUGGCUGGUGUGGUGUAAUGGGUAGACUGUCAGACUGCGAUCCUGGAAGACCUGGAUUCAAAUCUUCACGUCUCCCAUGGAAACUCACCGGGUGACCAUGGGCCUACCUUGAACUCUCGGCCUGGCCUACUCCUCAGGGUUGUUGUUAGAAAACGAAGGAGCGGAGAAUGAUGUUUUAAGCUACUUUGAAUCUCAGUUUGGGAGAAAUGUAGGGUAAAAAUGCAAAGGUAAAUGUCCUUCAUAUAUGGUCUGCUUUUAGCAGAAGCUCAGUUUCCCUCGGCAGCAAGAUCAUUCACUAUACAAGUAUUGAAUGCUGGGUAUCAUCAGUCAAUUUACUACCUUGCAUCAGGAUUAAAGUAUGUAUUCCUGUGUGUCAUUGGUUCAGAAUAAGCGAUACUGUGCCUGUAUGUUGUCUAUAGUAAUAACUGUUGUAAUAGAGUGUCCCUAUCUCUUGCAUACCUGAGCACUUACAUAUGUCCAUAGAUUGCUGUUUCAUGGUCAGCAAGUCUUUGACUAAGCAUUUAUGUUUGCAGCUUGUAAAGGAUGCCCAUGCCUCACUCCCCUGGGGGAAAGUUUUGCCUUCUUCUUAAGACUGGAAAUAUGGAAUAGUACUUUCCUACUUAUUUACUUUGUCACUUGCUAAAAAUAGAUGUCUCAGCAGUGAGGGAGGUGGUCAGGCCGUGUGACUGGAUGUGGCCCCUUGCCGCAGUAAUAGAAACUUCAUCUGGCUGUCUUUGUUCCUUGUGGUCUCAGCACAAACACAUUUAUGGGCAAGUGGAUAUCUCAAGAGGGAGGGAGUAAAUUGUGUCCUCAGGCAAGAAAGUCUACCAAGAACUACUGUACGAAAGGGGUGAUCCAACUUUGAUUGACCUUGGAGAAGAAGACUUGUCAGGAUGUAAAACCCCUUCUCGCAGUGCCCCAGCAGAUACAGAGGAUCAGAAGAAAAGACAGUAAACUGGUUCUCUGAGGGCUAUCAGAAAGACCAUCUUGAAAGAUUAAUAUUGGGGAUCAGCUAAAGACUAGUUGGGAAGGACCAGAGACAAGGCCCAUGAGCACAAAACUAGCUACCAGGUAAGUUUCAGACUAGUGAGGCUUUUAAAUAAUGCAAGUAGACAAGGAAGGCUUCCUCAAGGUGUCACCAUGAAAAUGGACAGUGUGUUGCAUAUGAUCUUGUUAAAGAGUACUGGCAGUGGCCAUACGGGUGAAAUAAACUUGAUUGAACCAGAAUUUCUGGUGGAAAGAUUUUCCAAGACAUUGGAAGGAACUGGAACUAUUUCUAGACGUGUGGUUCAGGCCCCCAUCAAAUUUAUAAGAAUGCAGCUGGUCUCAUCCAAAAAGACUAUGCAAAACAAUUUUGCCGUGAGAAAAGAUGAAUGAAAAAUGAACACGACAGCACCCUUUUAUGGGAUCAGAGGACUAAUCCCCGAAGAACAAGAAUUACAACCAAUUCUGCUACUGUAACAUCCAAGAUAUGGACAAAAUUUCACAUUCUCUUCCCUUGGAGAAAUACCUGUGUCAUUUCCCUAGUUUUAUCCCUGUAGAUGUUCACAACAUAGGUAUGGGCAGAAAUCCUAUAUAAAUAUAUCUAUACGGAGACCUUGAAGAGCUGCAGUUUUUCUAAAUGGCCUCAAUUGUUGGGGAAUUGCAUCAGCUAUAAUUCUGUAUUGGCUGUUUUUUUUAACUGCAUGCCCUCUUAUGGAUAGAGUAUGGCUUCAGCUUCCAGGCAAUUAGUUCCCCUGUCUGACUUCAAUUUCAAGGACUCCCCCACCCCACCAACACACAACUUCACAUCUCCAGUAACUUAUGAUAGCAUUGUUUAUGUG
Molecule: messenger RNA, 5000 nt
Organism: Sphaerodactylus townsendi
Lineage: Eukaryota; Metazoa; Chordata; Lepidosauria; Squamata; Sphaerodactylidae
Product: condensin-2 complex subunit G2-like
Exons: 19
Coding region: 216-2723 (835 amino acids)
Biological process (GO): mitotic sister chromatid segregation
Cellular component (GO): condensin complex; nucleus
Source: RefSeq, a predicted model, not a curated record